Cajanus cajan (pigeon pea) is the source of this 1732-nucleotide messenger RNA. The record is from RefSeq and is a predicted model, not a curated record. NCBI's taxonomy places the organism in Eukaryota, Viridiplantae, Streptophyta, Magnoliopsida, Fabales, Fabaceae.
UAUACAAUAUGAAAUUAAAAAAAAUAAAAGAUAAGACAUCAUCCAAUCAAUAAUUGCACUCGAGAAGUGUACGUAUAAUAUAUAGUGAUAAUGGGUGGCCUAGAUUUAUGAGUAUUGUUAAUUCCUUGGUCUUCUUCUAUUAUCGAGCAUGGCAUCAAAAAGGAAGAGCGGUUGCAGCAAGGAGUUCGCAGAGAGUUAUAUGUUGUUGAACCCAGAAGACGCUGAUUUCUUUGAUCUAUUAGGUGUCCUAUUUUCCCGAAAGUUGGGAAAUCGAAGAUUCGUGGAGUGUGACGCAGAGGGGGCUGUUGAGGGAAGCUUCCGCCACAGAUGGCUCAUAUUUGUGUCUGUCGUACUGCAGAAGUUUCUCAUGUACGUCGCUAAGCCACUUGCCUUUUUCGGCUCUUGCAUUGAGCUCCUCAUCAACCUCCUUCUCCUCAACGGUGGCUUCUUCAGAAUAUUCAUUAACUUUCUCACAUGUAACCUGGUGAUCCCGAAACGUGAUACACCAAAUUAUUUGUCUUGUAUUGGAAAUUUGGACGUGCGAAUAAAGUUGGAUGCUAUCAAGCGCGAAGACAGCAGGUACUAUGCUUCAAUAGCCAUGAUGGCUUCAAAAGCAUCAUAUGAGAAUGCAGCUUACCUUAAAGGUCUAAUUACAAAUCAAUGGAAGAUGCAAUUCGUGGGAUUUUAUGACUGCUGGAAUGAUUUUCAAGAAAAGGCGAUGACUCAACUCUUGGUUCUCUUGGACAAGCAUGAGGAGCGCGACACUUACGUGGUGGCUUUCCGAGGAACGGAACCCUUUGAUGCAGAUGCAUGGUGCACUGACCUUGACAUCUCGUGGUAUGGGAUUCCGGGCAUUGGAAAAAUGCAUGGUGGCUUUAUGAAAGCCUUAGGGCUACAAAAGAAUGUGGGGUGGCCUAAGGAGAUUCAGUGGGACGAAAAUGUUCCCCCGUUAGCCUACUACGUUGUUAGGGACAUUUUAAGGAAAGGUUUGAGCGAAAAUCCGAAUGCAAAGUUUAUACUUACGGGUCAUAGUUUGGGUGGAGCACUCGCAAUCCUCUAUCCCACCAUCAUGUUCUUGCAUGAUGACAAGUUGCUGAUUGAGAGGUUGGAAGGAAUCUACACGUUUGGACAACCAAGAGUUGGAGAUGAAGCAUAUGCAGAGUUCAUGAGACAAAAACUGAGGGAAAAUUCUAUCAGGUAUUGCAGGUUUGUUUAUUGCAAUGACAUAGUUCCGAGGUUGCCCUACGACGAUAAGGACUUGCUCUUCAAGCACUUCGGGGUCUGUCUUUUCUUUAACAGGCGUUAUGAACUCAGGAUGAAGAGCCCAAUAAAAACUAUUUCUCGCCAUGGAGCGUGAUACCCAUGAUGUUCAAUGCUAUUUUGGAAAUAAUAAGGAGCUUUACGAUUGCGUACAUAAAUGGACCUCUCUAUAGAGAAGGAUGGUUUCUGUUCGGUUUCAGGUUGUUUGGUUUACUUAUUCCUGGCAUACCUGCUCAUGGUCCCCAAGAUUAUAUUAAUUCCACUCUUCUGGGAUCAAUUGAAAAACAUUUUAAAGCAGAUUGAUGAGUUCGUGUGAGUUAUUUCAUAGUAGUAAUAAGCUUGCUAGCUUUAGGUUAAUUUGGUGCAUGGAGUUAUCAUAAUUAAUGAGAUCAGUGUGCAGCUGUUUAUUUUAUUAUGUCUCGAAACGACCAAAAUUGCUAAAUAAUUAAUAUUACUCUAUAUUUGGAUCUUU